GGAGCAGUCUGAAGGCCGGCGUCGAGGUGAGACUGGGACGGACUGAAGCUGCGGGUAGGAGUGGACCUACAGACGGCCUGAUUGCACGGGAAUGCGGGCGCCGGGCGAGCUGGAAGGGUUUGCUACUGUCUGCUGUUCCCUCCUUCCCACAGGGGUUCUCUCCCCUCUCCCAUCUCAAGAUGGCAGCCAGCAGCUCUGAGAUGAAGGGGGUCGAGGAUUGUCCGGAGACCCAGGGAGAAGGGCCUGGCCAUUCUGAAGCUGGAACUGGCCCUCUCCAGGCCCUAGCAGAGGUCCCAGACCAGCCAGAGGCCCCACAGCCAGGCCCAGACACCACUGCAGCCCCUGUGGACUCAGGGCCUGAUGCUGGGCUGGCUCCAGAAACUACAGACACCCCAGCUGGGGCCCCAGAAACAGCUCAGGCCACAGACCUUAGCUUAAGCCCAGGAGGGGACUCAAAAGCCAACUCCAUCCCUGAAGAGGCAUGCAAAGAGCCAGCAUCCAAACCAGAAAUGAACAAAGAAGCCACUGCAGACCAGGGGUCUGAGCAGGAGUCUGGAGCCCCUCCCAAGCCAGCCUCAGAGCCUGCUUCCCAGCUAGACUCCCAGUCAGACCCUCAGCCAACUUCCCAGCCCACCCCCAAACCAGCCCUUCAAAUAGAGCCCCCUACCCAGGAGGACCCCACCCCUGAGGUCCUGACAGAAAGUGUAGGGGAAAAGCAAGAGAAUGGGGCAGUGAUCCCUUUACAGGCUGGGGAUGGGGAAGAGGGCCCAGCACCCCAGCCUCACUCUUCACCCUCAACAAAAACGCCCCCAGCCAAUGGGGCUCCCCCCCGUGUGCUGCAGCAGCUGGUUGAGGAGGACAGAAUAGGAAGGGCCCAUAGUGGGCAUCCAGGAUCUCCCCGAGGUAGCCUAAGCCGCCACCCCAGCUCCCAGUUGGCAGGUCCUGGGGUGGAGGGAGGUGAAGGCACCCAGAAACCUCGUGACUACAUCAUCCUUGCCAUCCUGUCCUGCUUCUGCCCCAUGUGGCCUGUCAACAUCGUGGCCUUCGCUUAUGCCGUCAUGUCCCGGAACAGUCUGCAGCAGGGGGACGUGGAUGGGGCCCAGCGUCUGGGCCGUGUGGCCAAGCUCUUAAGCAUCGUGGCGCUGGUGGGGGGGGUCCUCAUCAUCAUCGCCUCCUGCGUCAUCAACUUGGGCGGUGAGUGGGGGUCAGGGACACGCAGGGGAGGAGUGGAAGGGUUGGCAAGGGCAGCUUUACUAACCCCUGCCCCUGCUCUCUCCUGUCUGUCCUCCCUACUUCUCCUUUGUCUCUCCUUGUCUCCCCUUUCUCCCUGACCCUGUCUCUGUCUCUCCCUCCCUCUCCUCUCCCACAGUGUAUAAGUGAGGGGCUCUGCCCUGCAUUCCAAGACUUUUCUUCCUGUUGGGAGCUGCCUUGGGCCCAUCCCUCCCUUGGGGGGAGCCCAACUGAUGGCCCUGGCCCCCAUCCCUAGGGACCAAGGGAGCCUGAGCGGCCUUGUUUACAGCUUCUCUCCUGUUCCUGCAUCCUGCCAGGCUCCUCUGCCAACCGUAGGCCUCCCUCUUCCCUGCACUGUUUCCAACCUCCCUGCACUUCUGCCUGUGGAUAGCCCCUCCAGCCUCUUGGCCUCCCUAACCCUGCACUUCUGGAAACCUUCCUACUUCUGGAAGCCUCCCUGAACAUCUCCCAAACUCUCUGAGCUCUCAGCUUCCCUGCAUCUCUUCCCACCUCCCUGCACUUCUCCCAGCCUUCUGAAUUCUCUGAACCUCAUCUUCGUCUUCCUUCUCCUGACUUUCAUUGUCUUGGCAUCUAACCCCAUUCCUUUUCUCCAUUCCUUUAUCAUCUUCCCUCCCCUUUUUACAUCACCCACCCCCUUCCUCUUUCUGCCUCCUCAUCUUCCCUUAGCAUCCUUUCCUCCACCCUCCUGCCAUCAUUUAUUCUGCAAGAGCUCCAGCACUUAGAUCAGGCUGGGGGAAAGGGAGCAGUAUUGGGAGGGGGCUACCUAGCCUGGGGCUCCGACUGUUCUCUGCUGGGACCACCCAGGCUCAGACCACCCCCUCACCGGGCGCCUUUUGGGUCGCAGAGCUGCAAGCCAGGCCCCAUCUGGGGACUUGUGCAAUGGUGGAAGCAAUUCUGAACACAGCGAAGUAGGGAGAGGCGCGGUGGUAGAGGAGUCAGCCAGGGUUGACCGGCCCACCUGAGUCUUUUAACCUCAGCCCACGAGCUUCUUCCUUGAAGGUGUAAGGGCUCGGGCCACUUGCGUGCUUUGUAAGGAAAGAAUUAAAAAAAAAAAAAAAUAGGACCAAAGCUCUCAGCAGCCCAGAGCGAGGGAGGGGCGGGUGACUUCUAUAAUUGUUUUCCAAGAGGACGAGGGAGGUUGGUUGCACGCGACAGCCACUGAGGAGGCAGGGAGCCAGCUACGACGAGGUUCAGAGUUGGCGGGUUUUUUGUUUUCUUAAAAAAAAAAAAAAAAAAAAAGUCUGGGGGAAAAAACCCUAAAACUCCUUUAAGAAAAAUAUAUCAAACUGAUUCUCCCUUUUUGUAUGCUGAAUGCUGCAUGAGUCUGAAACACCAAUAAACGGAGACUGCAUGAGACUCGCCUCCAGUCUCUGUUGGUCCCUGCGUUCGUCUGCCGGUCCAGAGCACUGCCUCCCGGCAGAACCCAAAAGAUGGUAUACGCAUGCGCCGGCGUGGUGGCCAUCUUUACU
Molecule: messenger RNA, 2720 nt
Organism: Marmota monax (woodchuck)
Lineage: Eukaryota; Metazoa; Chordata; Mammalia; Rodentia; Sciuridae
Gene: Prrt2
Product: proline rich transmembrane protein 2
Exons: 3
Coding region: 180-1331 (383 amino acids)
Cellular component (GO): membrane
Source: RefSeq, a predicted model, not a curated record